UUGAGGAAUGAAAUGUGAUGAAAAUCAGACAUUAAAGAUAUGUAUUUUGAAGCACAAUUACUUAGAAUAAUAACAAUGUGGUGGUGGAAGAUGUAUUGUCUUUUAAAACACGUGGACUUGUUGACUUCUCAACUAUCAUUAACUAUAAGUUUUAGGAAAUACUAACUUAACAGUAAUGACGGUAGAAUAAGGUCUAUGUUUUUGUCAUCUAAAGUUUUUUCAAUGAUGCAUCCAAUGUGACAAAGUGUAAAUAUUACCAGUAAGAGUUAUAUGUCUCUAACGAAACAUAUAACCUAAGUUCAUGAAGUGAUAGAAAAAGACGAUCUUGUAGAAAGAAGAUACACAAGCACGAAGAACUCUCAGUGACACCCCAAUUGCAUCUUCAGCUCUACAGUGUUCAGUUAGCAGCUACAUGGAAGGCACUGAAGAAUAGUACUCAAGAUAUUGAUUGGAAGAAAACACUUCUGUAUGGUGUUGAGGUGGGAGACGACUUUGUAGGAUUCAGGGCAAAAUAUUUUCGUUUUAUUCCUGAGAGAGCAAAUGGAACAGACGCCAUAGAAGACAAUAUUCACAUUCGGUUGAAAGACACAGAAACUGAGCAGCGACAGCAGGGAAGACAACGGACGAUUGGCUAAGAAACCCUAAGUGAUAUACGAAAAUCCCUUUAUAAUGUUAUUUUGUACAAUGACUAAUCAACAGAAGCAGAUAUUCCAGAAUAUUAUCAACAUUUUAGAGCAUUAAGAAAGAUCAGAGUCCGAAAGAAGCAACAGUAAGCCAUGUCGUCGUUUAAAAAUGCUCGGAAAAGUGGACAGAAAAUGCAUAAAGAACGUAGUCAGCCAAGUGCUCGAGAAAAACUUGGGUUUUUGGAAAAGAAGAAAGAUUACAAACGCCGAGCUACUGAGGAUCAGAGAAGGAAAGGAGUUAUAAAGUCACUGAAGGUGAAAGCGCUGAACCGCAAUCCUGAUGAGUUCUACUUCAAUAUGGUUCGCAAUAAAAAAGUGGAUGGUAUUCACCAGCCACGAGAGAGUGCUGAGAAAGUCCAUACAGAGGAUCAGGUGAAACUAAUGCUUUCGCGGGAUUUGAAGUACAUUCGCAUGAAACGAAUGACAGAAUCAAAUAAAAUCAAACGGUUGACUGCUGAGCUCCAUCUUUUAGACACAGCCGAUGAAAUUAAGAACAAUCACACAAUCUUCGUUGACACAGAAGCUGAUGUGAAAAAGUUUGAUGCUGCUGAACAUUUCCAUACGCACCCAUUACUUGUUAAUCGAAGACACAACAGAAUAAAGACUGACCAGUUGCAGCAGAUGGACAUUGGUGCUACUUUAGACGAGCAAACAGUUGAGUCAUUGGCUCUUGAACAGAAAAAGCAAUACAAUCUACUGAAAAAACGUCUUGAAAGAGAAAAGAACCUGAAAAUUAUUGAAGAAAAAAUGCAACAACAGAAGAAUCUUUUGAAUAAGAAGGAAAAACGGACCAAAGUUGCAAAAGAAACUCAAAAAAGAGCAGCACAGUACAGGUGGAAAUUCCAGCGGAAGAGAUAAUGGUACACCACAGCUAAUAGAAGACCAGAUGGAAAUUAUUUACUCUUUUUAGAACAUAAUAAAGCAUAUUUCCUAAA
Messenger RNA from Octopus bimaculoides (California two-spot octopus), 1618 nucleotides. Its product is annotated as putative U3 small nucleolar RNA-associated protein 11. NCBI's taxonomy places the organism in Eukaryota, Metazoa, Mollusca, Cephalopoda, Octopoda, Octopodidae. Gene Ontology annotation, biological process: rRNA processing. Gene Ontology annotation, cellular component: nucleolus; small-subunit processome. The record is from RefSeq and is a predicted model, not a curated record.